GCCGCGCGCGGCGGUUGCCGAGCAACGCAUUCCGGCUGUUGCUAAGGCAACCAACGGCGGCCCGGCAGCCGCGACGGCCAAAUUGAGACUGGGGCGCCAUGAGCGAUGAAGGCCGCGGAGGGGAUGGCGGCGGCAGCGGCCCCGCCAUCGGUUCGGCGGCUUUGGUGCUGGCCGAACUCGACUGGAACGAUGGGUUCGCCAUUCCCGUGGCUAACGAAGAAAACAAGUCGCUGGAGGAAGAGUUGCAAAAGUUGCAAAAAGAAAAGGCAAAUUUGCAAAAUCAGUUGUCCGACUAUGAAGACCGUAUUACAGCAAUGUCCUCACACUUGAAAAAUGUCAAACAGGAGUUUGAUUUGACCCAAGGUCUUUUCAGAGCCAGGCAGAAUGAAAUAGAAACGGAACAACAUUUUAAAGCUGUUGCAGAGAGAGAAGUGGGCCGCCUGAAGACAGAGAUUCAAAAGCUGGAAAAUGAUUUGGUUUCACUAAGAGAGAAGAAAAAUAGUCAGGAAAAUACUGUUUUCAAGCUGAGUCAGAAAUUGGAAGCAUUGAAGUGCCAAAUGAACUGGGAUCAACAAGCUUUAGAGGCUUGGUUGGAAGAGUCUGCUCAUAAAGACAAUGAUGCACUUACAAUCCAGAAAUAUGCACAGCAAGAUGAUGGAAAAUUAAGAAAACUGAGUCUACAAAUCGAAAUACUGACCGUUAAUUCUAAUAAUAAACGCCGGAUUCUUGACAAUGAACUUACAGAAACCUUAGCUGCUCAGAUCGAAUUGGACAAAACAGCGGAAGACUUCCGCAGAGUUCACCAAGAAAGACAAGACCUUAUCAGACAGUGGGAAAACACUAUAGAACAAAUGCAGAAACGGGAUCAAGAAAUAGAUAGCUGUGCCUUGCUUUUAGCACAGGCAAGAAGGGCAAUCCGUGCAAAGGAAAGUGUGCUUAAAGACAAAGUCCAAUUUUUGGCGAAUGAGAGCGGGAACAAUGUAGAGUAUGAGAAGAGAAUUUCCAUUGCUGAUCGACAAGCUGCCAAACUGAGAUUAGAAUACCAGACAGAGGAAAAUAAUAGAGAUGCACUUCAAAAUGAGCUGGAUACACUGAAAGCUACUGUGGAUGGGACAGCUUCUGAACUAGAAUCAAUGAGAACUACUGUAGCUAACCUUAAGAAAGAAAUCCAGGACAAAACAUUAAGGCUAAACAUGAUUAAGGACCAGAAUGAAACUCUUGCAAAUAAAUUGAAAUUUGUGACAUACCAAGCAUUAAGUGAAGAAGAAAAAGCCUGCAAAAUGGAGGAACUAUUAAAAGAGAAAGAAAAACAUUUAAAGGAGAAAGAGGCGCAGGCGUUACAACUGAGAGAGGCACAUUUCAAGAAAACAAAGGAGUUGCAAACACUUAAGGACAAUGAAAAGGGCAUCACAUCGUUAAUUGAAGGACGUUGUGGCCAGAAAAAAAAUCUUCGGAAUCGAUUACGGCGGCUGGAUAUACAAGCCCUUAACCAGCAAGAACUCAUGUAUAACCAGGAUUUUUACAUACAGCAAGUGGAGAGACGGCUGUCACGUUUGAAGGGGGAACUUAACACAGACGAGAGGCAAAUUUUAGAAGGCAAACUUGCUGAACUAAUAAAGAUAAUGGACGAAAAGAAACAGGCAUUCAAUACUUUACAAUCACAGGAGAAGAAACUUCAGAGUGAAAUCCAUUUUAGCAAAUUGGCCAUAGAUAAAACUGGAGAAGAAAUGGUUGGUUUGAAUACUAGACUGGAUGAGAUAAACCUUUUCACAGAUAAAUCGGACAAGUUAUUAAAAAAAGCCAGAGCAGAAAAGCAGGAUCUGAUGAUUGAAGACAACCUCUUAAAGCUGGAACUGAAACGGGUAAGAGAUUUGUUGUACAACAAGGCAGAGAAAGUGCUCUCCCUCGAGAAACGGAAACAGCAAUUAAAAACAGCAAUGGAGGAGAGAAUGGCUGAUAUCAAAGUUCAUAAGGAAAUGAUUGAGACUCAGACACGACUCCUUGAGCAAGAGCGUCAGACUCUGAGUUCAGAAUUUCAUGAGCGACUGAGUAAAAUUGAGAAACUGAAAAGCAGAUAUGAAAUUGUUACCAUUGUCAUGAUGCCUCCAGAAGGAGAAGAAGAGAAAACUCAGGCUUAUUAUGUUAUAAAGGCUGCCCAAGAGAAGGAAGACCUUCAGCGUGAAGGAGAUACCUUGGAUGCAAAGAUCCAAAAAGCUGAGAGAGAAUGUAUAGCCCUAGAAAAUACUCUGCAUGUACUUAAUAACUGUAACAGCCAGUACAGGAACUCAUUCAAGCAAGUUGUAGAGAAAAGUGAAGAGUAUAAAGAGAAAACAAAACUGGAAGAAGAAAAGAGAGCUACUGAUGAGAAAUAUCGAUAUAAACGAAGGCAGAUCAAGGAGCUUCAAGAAGAUAUUCAGACGAUGCAAACUAAUCUUGAUACUCUUGUGAAAAAAGAGACCCUUCUCCAGGAAAAAAUGAAAGAUAAACAUGCAAUUUUUUUGAAAUUAAUCAGAGAAAUAGAUGAUCAGAAGCCCAGAAUAGAAAGAGUCUCAAAACAGGUUUCCCGAUUAACCCGAGAAAUCCGAACACUACAUAACACUCAGUCACAAACCCCAGAAGAAAAAGACAUUGAACUUCGUGCACUGAAGGACUUCAGCAAAUACGUAGAUAAAAUGCUGAUUGAUGCUUCAGAAGCACAUCCAGAAUUACAUAAAGUCUUCCAAAAAUACUUCGGACAGGCUUCAUUACAACUUCCUACAGUUUCCGUUUCUCGCCUCAGUGCUCGAUCUGUUCACGGCUCAUCUUCCAGCGCGUCCUUUAAGAGCUCAUCUUCCAGUCAACCACAUGCCAAAGUUGUAUCUCUGACUUUGGACUCCAGUCCUGAACCUCCAGGUCCGGCUUCUCAUCCUUCUACCCAGAGUAGCCCCGCCACAUCCUCUCGUAGCAAAAGCCCAAAUUAGUUUUUUUUCCCCUGUUGCAUUCAAAGUUUUUAAGAAUCAGUUAUCUGCUAAGCUACAGCAUGUUUGACUACCCAACUAAAAUUAAUUUAUCUAAUAGUGAAUGAAUUAUUUUCACUUGGAAUAAAUGUUUUAGGAUGAACUCAGUUUUAUUUUUAUAGCAAAACCUAAGCCUUAACAAUAAAAACUGGUAACAAUCUUUGUAGAGAGUCA
Molecule: messenger RNA, 3170 nt
Organism: Ahaetulla prasina
Lineage: Eukaryota; Metazoa; Chordata; Lepidosauria; Squamata; Colubridae
Gene: CCDC39
Product: coiled-coil domain containing 39
Exons: 20
Coding region: 99-2960 (953 amino acids)
Biological process (GO): cilium-dependent cell motility; cilium movement; inner dynein arm assembly
Cellular component (GO): axoneme
Source: RefSeq, a predicted model, not a curated record